AUGGGAAGCAAAGAAAUUAAAGAGGAGGAUUCUAUUAGGAACAAGAGAAGGACAAUCGAGUAUGAAGUGAGAAAAAUCGCCGACAUCUUCUUCAACAUGUACGUUACGUCGAUAUUUCCUCUGAUGUACUUAUUCUUCUGCGACGAGUUGUGCACAAGGUUUCAUUCAUUGAGAACGCGGUGGCGAAACGAAGUGGCCCGAAUUAUUGAAGCGGGUCCAGGGAUAUCUAACCAAAAGAUGGAAUCUGAGCGAUUAGCCCAUGCCAAACUCUGCGAUCUUAUCAAUGAUGUCCAAAAAGCGUUUGGAUCGCGUCUUACCACGUACUUAUUGUUUGUGUUCCUCGAUCACUUGGCUCGCUUCUAUUUCCUGACUUACGUUAAGCCCGCGUUCCUUGCCACCCACCCAGGAUUACAGUCUUCCUUCGUCAAAGACUUGGAACCUUUCCUAUUCUUGGCACACACUUGGACCGGCACAUAUCUAAUAGCGUACAUGUCUGACUUUCUCACGGAAUCGAGCAAAUCGGUUUUGACAGAUUUAAGAAACAUACCGCUUUGGAAAUUGCCGAAAGAAUGUUCCGAACAAGUAAGUUUUUUCAUGACACAAGUGCAAUGUUCUAACACGGAAAUGACAGCUUCUGGUCUUUUUGUAGUCGACAAAACUCUUUUAUCGUCUAUAGUCAUGUCGCUGGCCACUUACAUAAUUGUGUUAAUACAGUUAUCGCCAGACCUGGGGCGGGUGUUUAUAGAGAAUUGAAAACCUAUUUAAAAAAACAAUAAAAAUUAUAGUACAAACA
Molecule: messenger RNA, 793 nt
Organism: Adelges cooleyi (spruce gall adelgid)
Lineage: Eukaryota; Metazoa; Arthropoda; Insecta; Hemiptera; Adelgidae
Exons: 5
Coding region: 1-753 (250 amino acids)
Biological process (GO): sensory perception of taste
Cellular component (GO): neuronal cell body; axon; membrane
Source: RefSeq, a predicted model, not a curated record